CGCUGAUCGCACUAAGAUCUACCUGAAAGUUAGCAUUGUAGUAUGAUGACUGGUAAUACUAUGGUUACUGUUUCAUUCAUAAUUGCAAUUGCAGUGCAGGGGGUUGCUAGUCUGCAUCUGAGCCAGGUUGGCAGUCAUGAUAGUAGAGGUCAGAAAAACACACAGAAGUCUCUUUUCACGAGAAAUGAAAAUUUGAAUUCCCAAAGGACCAGUCAGUCACAUGGCACUUCCGGUUUUACAAAUUCGAACUCGAGAUCAUCACAUGGCACUUCUGGUUUUACAAAUUCGAACACGAGAUCACCACAUGGCACGUCUUCAGCCAUACGACAACGUGGAAAUGGUAAACCAAAGGGCAGCAGAGUCAACAUAAGAUUUAAUAACGAACCUGACAGAAUGGGAAGAGGAAAUAAUAAUUUAAAUAACAAUAACAACAAUAACAUAAACAAUAAUAUCAACAAUAAUAUCAAUAUGAAUGAUAACUUUCGUCAGCUACAAUCAAUGCCAAAUCCGCAAUUCAACGCACUUCCUUCCAGCCGACAAUCACCUCAGCAUCAAACAAUGCAAAAUCCACAGUUUAAUACACUUCCUUCUAGCAGACAAUCGCCUAUUACUUAUUCUGUAAGAGAACUUAUGCAUCAACAGUUACUUACCAGACAAAUUUUGAUAGGAUUGAUUAAAAAACAACUUUUUGAUACCAAUGGACGUUAUGUGCAAGAUCCUGCUGCAAGGGGAGCUAAUUUCGUCGAUCCAAGAGAAAUACUAAGACCGCAGCAAAAUUUUCCAAAUUUCGGAGGUAAUAAUAAGCAACAAUUACCCGGUACAUUGACAAUUCAAUCAACAGGUGCUAUAAGUGUUAGAGAGGUUCAAAGUCCAAACGGGGAAACAAAAAUUAUAAUUGAUGCAACAAGCAAAAAUAACAAAUCUACAAAACCACCACCGCCUCUAGAAGAAAUAGAAGCUCCGUGAUAGGAGGAAGUUAUACACAAAUAUAUUUCCGAGAUGUCGUAAAAGAUAUUCUCUCACUUAUUCUACAAGUAGAUUUCUUGUUCAGCAGAGGCGGUUGCAAGUUUCGCGAGCAGUACACAUUCUGAAAGUAGGCAUAACAUCUCGUCCUAUUUAUCGCGAAGAGAAGGAUUGCAGCUCAUUCCGUCGUCUGAGUCUGUUUACAGUGUUUUGUAUUUUUUGUUUACAAUACGCUAUAAGAGUUCAGUGUUGUUUUUUUGUUGUUGUUUGUUUUGGUUUUGUUAACAAUAGGCUCGACGCUUUCAGUAUUGUGUGUUGUUUUACACCAUGCUGUAAGAUUUUAGUUUGUAGUGUAGUUAAUUUUAGUAAACCGAAUUAAUUCAGCGUUUUGUGUAAUUGGUUAACACUACGUUGAAUGAUUUCAGUAUUUCAUCUUUCUUUGAUGUAUUUUUAUAUACUGAUAUAUGAUGUAUGUAUUAUAUUUGUU
Molecule: messenger RNA, 1450 nt
Organism: Mytilus trossulus (common blue mussel)
Lineage: Eukaryota; Metazoa; Mollusca; Bivalvia; Mytilida; Mytilidae
Product: GATA zinc finger domain-containing protein 14-like
Exons: 2
Coding region: 43-966 (307 amino acids)
Source: RefSeq, a predicted model, not a curated record